AUGGCGCCCUAUAACCCCUUCGCCCGUCGAGAGACGCAUAAUGCCCAUGCUUUGAACCUGUACCGGGUCUUUGUGCCCCUCACCUGGGCUCUGGUUGUCGUCGUCGGCAUUUACUAUUCUGUUCACUCGCCCGAUGACACCAAGGGUAGCAAGAAGAUCUGGAAGCAGGCCAACAAGCAUAACACGCCCUUCAGCCAGAACACGACCGUGACCGAGGUAUACUGGAUCCUCCUCCUCCUCUCCCAACUCAGCUACGUCUGGCACCUCUUCUCCAAGGAAUCCACCCUAGUCGCCGCCGCCGCCAACGUCGCCACACAUUUCAUCCUCAACAACCUAUUCGUCCUUGCCUGGAUCCUCCUGUGGACCCGCAACCACUUCUGGGGCUCCGAGAUCAUUCUCAUUGCACACUUCAUCAACCAGGCCAUCACCUACUGGCGUCACCGCGGGCUGCCCGCCUUCGUCCACCUCCCCGCCGUCGCCGGACCCUAUGCCUGGACUCUGACGGCGCUCUUCUGGAACGGCGCCGUCGCCGUGAAUAGCCACAAUCUGCCUGGUCGGAUCGUUGCUAAUAUCUUUAUCUGGGUGAUCCUGCUGGUAGGUUUAUUUGAUAUUGUUGUGCGACAGGAUUAUAUCUUGGGGUAUUGUCUGAGUAUCCUCACGCUGUCGCUGGCACUCCGCCAAGUCGCCGUCAAGAUCAUUGCCUUGCAGUGGAUCUUUGCCUUUGUCAUCUUCGCCGUUUUCUUGGUCACCUCGGUCUAUAUCUCAACUACCAAGUACUACGGCCGUGACAGCUUGUUCCGCAGUGUAGCCCAUCCCGAGUCAACGGACCGUGAGCGCCAACCUCUGCUUAAUGAUGCAGAGGCAUAA
Penicillium cataractarum is the source of this 867-nucleotide messenger RNA. RefSeq names its product DUF1774 domain-containing protein. The record is from RefSeq and is a predicted model, not a curated record. Bases 1 to 867 code for a protein of 288 amino acids. Lineage: Eukaryota; Fungi; Ascomycota; Eurotiomycetes; Eurotiales; Aspergillaceae. The transcript is spliced from 3 exons.